Spodoptera frugiperda (fall armyworm) is the source of this 1801-nucleotide messenger RNA. RefSeq names its product pre-mRNA-splicing factor Syf2. Gene Ontology annotation, cellular component: post-mRNA release spliceosomal complex; Prp19 complex; catalytic step 2 spliceosome. The coding region runs from base 280 to 987 and encodes 235 amino acids. The transcript has a single exon. Lineage: Eukaryota; Metazoa; Arthropoda; Insecta; Lepidoptera; Noctuidae. The record is from RefSeq and is a predicted model, not a curated record.
UUGUCAAAGUCAAUAACGUGAUUAACGUCAACCCUGAUCAAGUCAACAAAACAAUUUUUGAUUUGGUGCAGUUAUUGUUUUAGAAUAAUAACUGUUCAUCGCUUCUUGUUCGCUUCCUUGCUGGUCAGUGCAUACUGUGCAUAUUGUAGUGUAUCAGUGCUCUUCAGCUUGUACCGAGCUUCAUAUUUUUGAUCAACAUUUUGUCAGCACAGUUUGUUGCACAAUAUUGCGUUUGUUUAUUCUUGUUCUGGUGUAAAAGUUCUAAAUCAUAACACAACGAUGAGUGCUCAAGCUGAACAAUCAACGUCGGCCCCCAAAGAGCUGUCGUUUGCUGAGAAACAAGCGGAACGCAUGAAAAGACUGCGAUCACUUCACUCUGCUAGAAACGAAGCGAGAACACACAACCACCAAGAAGUGGUUGCUGAGGAGGCUCGGAACAAGCUGCCGCCGAACUACGAGGCCAAGCGACGACAAGCUGAAUGGCUGCUCGACGACCAAGCAAAGCGUCAAGACGCAGAGAAAGCAGGGAAAGAUUACGACAGAGUGAAGCUAUUAAACAUAUCAGCAGUAGAGGCUGAGCGACUCGAACGUAAAAAGAAGAAGAAGAAUCCUGAUGAAGGAUUCUCCACAUAUGAACAAGCUACGGUGAGGCAAUACAACAGGCUGGUUAAAAAUAUGCCGGCAGCUGAUAUGGAACAGUACGAGAAACAGAAACAGAAGUAUGGCGAUGCUUUCUAUGGUGGCCCUAAUGUUAUCAUUCAUGGGAUGCAUGAGGAUCGGAGAGAAGCUGUUGACAAGAUGGUUGAUGACCUGGAAGGCCAGAUUGCCAAGAGAGCUCGCUACUCUAGGAGACGCACACACAAUGACGAUGCAGACAUUGAUUACAUCAAUGAUAGAAACGCCAAGUUCAACAAGAAACUGGAGAGAUUUUACGGAGAGCAUACAGCUGAAAUUAAACAGAAUUUGGAGCGUGGUACUGCCAUUUAAUGAAAAAUAGACUUUAAAUAUAGAAAAGUGUUGGCUCUCUUCCUAGUAAUGACUGUUGUAAGAUAUAAAAGCAAGUUAUUGUAUACUUGGCUUGAAAAACUUCAUUAAGGUGUAGAUCUUAGUGUUUUAAGAGAACAGAGAACUUCUGCGAAGUUUAUGUGGACAUAAAAGUCUAAUAUUUGAUAAGACUAAUGUUUUUUUUUGGCGUACUCAUGUUAUUAUUUGAUGAGGAACAACACUACCGUGUAAGUAGGUUGUAUGUUAAGCUUCUUAACAUACUAUUGUAAGGAUAAAUCGUAGUGAGAUACAGAUUGUUUCAAGUUUGUAACUGACUAUAUCGGGAGGAUUUUCAAGAACAUUUGUAUAAUUCUUAAAGCUGUGUAAUUUUCUUUUUACAAAGACCUUGUACUAGUUCACUUCAAACUUGACUGUUAUUACUAUGUACUUUCUAAGAUUAUUUAGAUACCACUGAGAACUGUUGAAGGAAAACAUUGUGAGGAAACCUGAGCUUCUAAUUUCUGAUUAUAAGCUUGAUAUUGCCAACCCGCAUUGAGCAAGCGUGUUGAUGAGUGCUCAAACCUUCUUCGUACGAGAACAGGCUUUGGUCAACAGUGGCUACUAAUUAUGUUGUUGAUGUGAUGUAUGAUGUAAAAGACUUAGUAUACAACUUAAGUUCAAUAACACUGUGCCUAAAUAAGUUUAGAAUGAAGGAAACAAUUUUAUUCACAUAUUAAAAUAAGUGUUACCUAUAUAUGAUAUAAAAUGUUAUGUAAAUAUACUAUGUAUAUGAAGCAUUAAAAACUUUUUACUGCCA